This is a messenger RNA of Myotis brandtii (Brandt's bat), 4778 nucleotides long. RefSeq names its product retinoic acid induced 14 (gene RAI14). Bases 45 to 3008 code for a protein of 987 amino acids. The transcript is spliced from 17 exons. The record is from RefSeq and is a predicted model, not a curated record. NCBI's taxonomy places the organism in Eukaryota, Metazoa, Chordata, Mammalia, Chiroptera, Vespertilionidae. Gene Ontology annotation, molecular function: actin binding.
UCAUUGCAGAGUUUGGUGACGGCUGCUAUUUCAUUAAACUGUUGAUGUUUCCUUUUGGGAAGCCGGCUUUCUUGAGUGCCGCCAUGGUGAAGGGGAAGACCAAUGAGUGGAACAAGAACGAUGACCGGCUGCUGCAGGCCGUGGAGAACGGAGAUGCCGAGAAGGUGGCCUCACUGCUGGGCAAGAAGGGGGCCAGUGCCACCAAACAGGACAGCGAGGGCAAGACCGCCUUUCAUCUCGCUGCUACGAAAGGACACGUGGAAUGUCUCAGGGUCAUGAUUACGCACGGCGUGGAUGUGACAGCCCAAGAUACUGCCGGACACAGUGCGUUGCACCUCGCAGCCAAGAACAGCCACCAUGAGUGCAUCCGGAAGCUCCUUCAGUCAAAAUGCCCAGCCGAAAACAUUGACAACUCUGGGAAAACAGCUCUACAUUACGCAGCGGCGCAGGGCUGCCUCCAGGCUGUGCAGGUUCUGUGCGAGCACAAGAGCCCGGUGAACCUCAAGGAUCUGGAUGGGAAUAUACCCCUGCUUCUUGCAGUGCAAAAUGGCCACAGUGAGGUCUGUCGCUUUCUUCUGGAUCAUGGAGCGGAUGUAAAUUCCAGGGACAAGAAUGGAAGAACUGCUCUGAUGGUGGCCUGUGAGAUCAGCAGCUGUAAUGUCGUGGAGGCCUUAAUUAAGAAGGGUGCAGACCUAACCCUUGUAGAUUCUCUCGGACACAAUGCCUUACAUUAUUCCAAACUCUCAGAAAACGCAGGAAUUCAAAGCCUUCUGUUAUCAAAAAUCUCUCAGGAUGCUGAUUUAAAGACACCAACAAAACCAAAGCAGCAUGACCAAGUAUCUAAAAUAAGCUCAGAGAGAAGUGGAACUCCAAAAAAACGCAAAGCUCCACCACCUCCUAUCAGUCCUGCCCAGUUGAGUGAUGUGUCUUCCCCAAGAUCAAUAACUUCAACACCAAUUUCGGGAAAGGAAUCAGCAUUUUUUGCUGAACCACCCUUCAAGGCCGAGAUCAGCUCCAUACGGGAAAACAAAGACAGACUGAGUGACAGCACUACAGGUGCUGAUAGCUUAUUGGAUAUCAGUUCUGAAGCUGACCAACCAGAUAUUCUUGUCCUAUUACAAGCAAAAGUUGCAUCUCUAACUCUACACAAUAAGGAAUUACAAGAUAAACUGCAGGCCAAAACCCCCAAAGAGGCAGAAGCGGACCUGAGCUUUGACUCUUUCCAUUCCACUCACACUGACUUGGCCCCGUCUCUCGGGAAACCGAGUGAAACCUCUCCCCCCAACUCCGGAUCCCCUCCCCCGGCCUCUGCCCACUCCCUGAGUAAACCCCCAGUGGACGGCGGCGAUGUCAGGCUUCAGCAGCUGCAGGAGGUCUUGCAGGACCUGCAGAAGAGACUGGAGAGCUCCGAGGCGGAGAGGCGGCAGCUGCAGGCCGAGCUCCAGUCCCGGAGCCCAGAGCCCGCGCGCUUGAACAACGCCGAGAUUUCUGAGAACGGCUCCGACCUCAGCCAGAAACUGAAAGAAACUCAGAGCAAGUACGAGGAGGCGAUGAAGGAAGUCCUGAGCGUGCAGAAGCAGAUGAAGCUGGGCCUCGUGUCGCCCGAGAGCGCGGAUUCUUACUCUCACCUCCGGGAGCUGAGGGUCCCCGAGGAGGAGGUACGGGCGCUGAAGCAGGACCUCCAGAAGGCACUGGAAGACAGUGAGAGGAACAAGGAGAAAGUGAGGGAGUUAGAGGAGAAACUGGCCGAGAGGGACAAGGGGGCGGGGAAUCAGCCGCCCGCGGAAGAGUACGAGGCAAUGAAAAGUUCCUAUUGCUCUGUUAUUGAGAAUAUGAACAAGGAGAAAGCGUUUCUGCUCGAGAAAUACCAGGAGGCCCAAGAAGAAAUCGUGCAACUGAAAGAUACUCUGAAAAGUCAGGUGGCGCAGGAGCCCGGCGACGACGCUGGGGACAUGAAAGAGGCCAUGCACAGGAUGAUCGACGAGCUCAACAAGCAGGUGAGCGAGCUGUCCCAGCUGUACAAGGAGGCGCAGGCCGAGCUGGAGGACUACCGCAAGAGGAAGUCUCUGGAAGACGUCACAGCCGAGUACGUCCACAAAGCGGAGCACGAGAAACUGAUGCAGGUGGCCAGCCUGUCCAGGGCCAAGGCGGAGGAGGCGCUGUCCGAGAUGAAGUCCCAGUAUUCGAAGGCGUUGCAGGAGUUGGCUCAGCUCAAACAGCUGGCCGAGGCCCAGAAGGAGAACUCCGUGUCCAUCACCGAGCACUUGCAGGUGAUCACCACGCUGCGGACGGCCGCCAAAGAGAUGGAGGCGAAACUCGGCGGUCUCCAGGAGCUCCUGGCCAGCAGGGAAGUGGAGGUGGCCAGGCUGGAGAAGCAGCUGGUGGAAGAGAAGGCGGCGCUGACCGAGGCCAUGGUGCCCAGGGCCGCCUACGAAAAGCUCCAGGCGUCGCUGGAGAGUGAAGUGAGCGCGUUGGCCUCGAAAUUAAAGGAUUCCGCGAAAGAGAAAGAGAAGGCCCAGUCAGAGGUCGCCCAGGUUAGAAGUGAGGCCUCACAGUUGAAAAGGGAAAAGGAGACGCUUCAGACUCUCUUGCGAUCCAAAGAGCAAGAAACCGGGGAACUCCUGCAGAAGUCGCAGCGUGCGCAGGAGGAGCUGGCGGAGCUGAGGCGGCACUCGGAGAGCUCUUCCCGGCUGGAGGAGGACAAAGACAGGAAGAUAAACGAGAUGUCGAAGGAAGUCACCAAGCUGAAGGAGGCCCUGAACAGCCUCUCGCAGCUGUCCUACUCGGCGAGCUCCUCCAAGAGGCAGAGCCAGCAGCUGGACGGGCUGCAGCAGCAGGUCAAGCAGCUCCAGACCCAGCUGGCUGAGUGCAAGAAGCAACACCAAGAGGUCAUAUCGGUUUACAGGAUGCAUCUUCUGUACGCUGUGCAGGGCCAGAUGGAUGAAGAUGUCCAGAAAGUUCUGAAGCAGAUCCUUACCAUGUGUAAGACCCAGGCCCAGAAGAAGUAGAGUGGGUUCCCCGGCGGGACACUGCCCCUCGCUGUCCACCUUGGGGUUGGACCGGAGUUGCUGGCGACCACUGCCAUUGUUCUUGUUCGUGGUGUGCACCGUGACCUGGCCUGGCUUCUUGCCCUUGCAAGGCUGCUUUCUGAGGACUGGCCCCGGGAGAAGACUGUCCCCUCAGAACUGCGGAGAGACUCAACAGCAGCAGAGGGGACAGGCGCUGUCAUCGCUUCUGAUUCCAGAGCUGGGUCGGCCGUGCCCAGGAGCCGGGCCUGGUGCUGGGGCUUGGGCCUCCUCCUGGUGCCUGACCAGCUGUGUGGCUCCAUCCUCACUGAGCGAUCUGUGGACACCUCCGCGCAGUGAAUGCUGCCGGGGUCCUCCAGCGCAGGGGAGCCCCCCUUUGCCUCUGGUUUCCAGUCCGCAAACAUGAUUUGACUUCUAACCAGAUUAGUGCAGCGCUAGUGAUGCGGUGCCCGCCUAGGACCCUUUACCCGAUGUCCUGUGGGUUUGAAAACUUUUAAUCCCAUCUUUCCCCCCAUCUGCCUUAGGUAGCUCGUCACCGGCUGGUCAGUCUGAGCUGGAUGAGCACCGUUCACUAAAAACAUGAAGCUUAGAAAGAAAAGCAAGCUGCCCUUAAAAAGUUUUUAAGUAAAUCGUUGACGUGUUGCAAAUUCUCUAUGCAAACUUGCCUUCUGCCGUUACCCACAAAGCUCAGGAAAUCCAGUCGUGUUUCAACGAGGGACAGUAAACUGCGUGUUUACAGCCAAAAGAAACGCCUCAUCGUUCUUAACCUCAAUUUUUUAAAAGUGGUGUUUUUUUUUCUCUCUACAGUAUUUUUAUUGGCUCUUAAAGAUGUUUUCAUAUCUAAACCCCUUGAGUAAGUGAAAUUCACAUGAGACUAUAUUAACAAAAUAUUUUUUAGGUAACCAUGCUUAAGACUUUUUAGAAAUAGGACUUUUUCCUCAAAGUUUUCAGCGAUAGCAAAAGGUAGUUAUAUAUUCCAAGCUCAGUGUGAGCUGCCAGACCCUCAGCACUGGAGUGCGUUUCUUAAGAGAGUGAACCCUCCUUGUACCCGGUGAACACUUUUGAGUGCCCCGGCUCUGCCAGCGCCCAGAGAGGAUCUCUGGAAGAACUGUUAGUGACAGUCCGUGUUUCAACUUGGAGACGAGAAACCCCGAUAUGGUAAACAUCGGGGUGCAUAGCCAAGGUCUUUGGGGGGGAAAUAUUUCUGUUCCCUUUCUUUACUUUCAGGUUAAAAAAACAAAAAUGUUUCUAACUUGCUUGCCACUUCCCUGUCAGCGUGGAUCUUCCUGAGGGAUGUAAACAGAAAACAGAAAUCUGCCAAGUGUGUAAUUAAAAGCGCAGGCCUGCUCCGACAGGAACCGGACCGCAGGGCCGCCCGGGCCGGGGGAGCUUGGCUGCACUGAAUGCCGACCAAGGCCAGCAAAGCAGAAACGGCUGUCCGGCGCCGUGUUCCUUUUCCUGAGUUGUUUAUAGUUAAGCAAUUUCGAAAAUGCUGCAAAGAAAUGUGAAAGGACUUUCCGUCACAGCACUUACGGAGACACAGGACACCCCUCGUGCCCCGCACAGAACGCUGCGGAGUGGGAGACUGGGAGACUGGGGGGUGCUUGACACAGCCGCCUCUCAGCGCGUUCAGGAUGCAUAUUUAUUACAAGUACUCGGUGAGAUAUUGGAACGCCGUGUGCCGUAGGGUAGCACUCUGCCUUGGUGAUGUACUGAAGGUAUGACGGAAAUAAACUUCUGUUCUGUUUUGCA